This is a messenger RNA of Zonotrichia albicollis (white-throated sparrow), 2321 nucleotides long. It is a transcript of the gene SLC5A1, whose product is annotated as solute carrier family 5 member 1. The record is from RefSeq and is a predicted model, not a curated record. Gene Ontology annotation, cellular component: plasma membrane. Gene Ontology annotation, biological process: transmembrane transport; sodium ion transport. Lineage: Eukaryota; Metazoa; Chordata; Aves; Passeriformes; Passerellidae. Gene Ontology annotation, molecular function: D-glucose:sodium symporter activity.
CUGAACUGUGAAAUCUGCAGCACCUGUGACAGAGGAGCACUCUUUGGGAAAAAAAGUUGUCCAAGGAAAAGCAGCUGCUUCAACUUGUGUCCCAUUGGAGACAAGUGAAUCUGAAGUUAUAUAUUAUAUAAGACGUAGGUGAUGACAGCAGUUUAUCAUUAACCUGAACCCUGCAAGAAGCACAUAAGGAGAGGAAGAAGAAGAAAGCCAGAGAAGCAGCCAGGAUGGAAUCCAUCAUAAGGAUCAACAAUGCUGCAGACAUCUCUGUUAUUGUUCUCUACUUUUUGAUAGUUCUGGCAGUGGGACUAUGGGCUAUGUACUCCACCAACCGAGGCACAGUGGGUGGGUUUUUCCUGGCUGGCCGGAGCAUGGUGUGGUGGCCGAUUGGUGCAUCUCUGUUUGCCAGCAACAUUGGCAGUGGGCACUUUGUGGGAAUAGCAGGAACAGCAGCAGCUGGAGGAAUUGCCAUUGGAGGAUAUGAGUGGAAUGCUCUGAUAUUUGUGGUGAUUCUGGGAUGGAUCUUUGUCCCCAUCUACAUCAAGGCUGGGGUGGUGACAAUGCCAGAGUACCUGAGGAAACGUUUCGGUGGGAAACGGAUCCAGGUCUACCUGUCAGUGCUGUCCCUCAUCAUUUAUGUUUUCACAAAGAUCUCAGCUGACAUCUUCUCUGGAGCUGUAUUUAUCCAGCUGGCCAUAGGGCUGAAUCUUUAUUUGGCCAUAAUCAUCCUGCUUGCUAUUACUGCUCUUUACACCAUCACAGGUGGCCUUGCAGCUGUGAUUUACACAGACACCCUACAAACAUUCAUCAUGGUAUUGGGAUCCUUUAUUCUCAUGGGAUUUGCAUUUGCUGAGGUGGGAGGCUACGAGGCUUUCAUGCAGAAGUACAUGGCAGCCAUUCCCUCCAACGUGUCCUACGGGGGCACCGAGGUGGAUCCCGCGUGCUACACGCCCCGCAGCGACGCCUUCCACAUCUUCAGGGACCCCAUCAGCGGGGACCUGCCCUGGCCAGGGCUCAUCUUUGGCCUCAGCAUCCUUGCCAUGUGGUACUGGUGCACUGACCAGGUUAUUGUGCAAAGGUGUCUCUCUGGCAAGAACAUGUCCCAUGUGAAGGCUGGCUGCAUCGUGUGUGGGUACCUCAAACUCUUGCCCAUGUUCAUCAUAGUGAUGCCUGGAAUGAUCAGCCGCAUUUUGUACACAGAUGUGGUGGCUUGUGUUGUGCCUGAAGUCUGCCAGCGCUACUGUGGCACCUCAGUGGGCUGCACAAACAUUGCUUACCCAAAACUGGUAGUGGAGCUUAUGCCAAAUGGUCUGCGGGGUCUGAUGCUGUCAGUCAUGCUGGCCUCCCUCAUGAGCUCCCUGACAUCCAUUUUUAACAGUGCCAGUACUUUGUUCACCAUGGACAUUUACACCAAAAUCCGGACGCGGCCAUCUGAGAAGGAGCUGAUGCUGGCUGGCAGGGCAUUCAUGUUACUCUUAAUUGGCAUCAGCAUUGCCUGGGUUCCUGUGGUGCAGUCAGCUCAGAGUGGGCAGCUCUUUGAUUACAUUCAGUCUAUUACCAGCUACCUGGGACCUCCCAUUGCUGCUGUUUUCCUCCUUGGUAUCUUCUGCAAGCGUGUCAAUGAGCAGGGUGCCUUCUGGGGCCUGAUCAUUGGGCUGCUGGCUGGACUUGGCAGGAUGAUUUCAGAGUUUGCCUAUGGAACUGGCAGCUGUGUGGCCCCUUCCAACUGCCCCUUCAUCAUCUGUGGCAUUCACUACCUCUACUUUGCACUGAUCCUCUUUGGCGUUUCUGCCAUCGUCAUCCUGGCAGUCUCCUUCAUGACCAAGCCCAUUCCUGAUGUACAUCUCCACCGCCUGUGCUGGGCCUUGAGGCACAGCAAAGAAGAACGGAUUGAUCUUGAUGCAGAUGAGGAGCAGGACAGAGCUGAUGAAAAAGAUGAUGAAUCAGUUAAUGAGGAAAACCAGGAGGAGCCAGGAUGCUGCAGGAAAGCUUACAACUGGUUCUGUGGCUUGGACCAACAGAAGGCCCCCAAACUGAGCAAGGAGGAAGAGGAGGCACUGAAGAAGAAACUCACAGACACCAGUGAAGUGCCACUGUGGAGAAACAUUGUGAACAUCAAUGGCAUCAUCCUCUUGACUGUGGCUGUGUUUUGCCAUGCCUACUUUGCAUAGCCCCUGAUCACAGCCCUGAAAUUGUACUGCAUUGUUCAAGCAAAAAUGAUGGUUUGUAGAUUUACACAAUUAGAUACACGUUGUAUUUUCAUCAUCUACAUUUGUAAAACAUCAGAGUGAUUUAUUCACUGAUUUUGUGAUCAUAAUUUCAAC